Molecule: messenger RNA, 255 nt
Organism: Protopolystoma xenopodis
Lineage: Eukaryota; Metazoa; Platyhelminthes; Monogenea; Polystomatidea; Polystomatidae
Source: the annotation of a GenBank genome assembly
AUGGAGCCUCAAGCUGUGGCGAAGCUUCUGCUGCCGUUGAAGCCUCCAAAACCAGCUUCGAGGUUGAAAGCUCUGCUAUUGCUAGCUCGGAUAGUGAUGAAGUUCCUCGACAUCAUGACUGCCGAUGCCGACUGUCUCUUCGUCGAUUUCCUUCGCCUGCGUCUCUUUGUGAUGAUUCAGCAACUGCAAUCGUUGGCAAAACACGAAGAAGACGAAGACGGCGCCAGAAACCUUCGGCAUCAGCAUCUGACUUAG